GAAUUCACUAGCUUUCUUAUCUUGGAGUGAAAUUCAUUAGAUAAUCCUGCAUAGACCAAAGCAUAAUAUGUCAAUUUACUAGAAAACAAAUGCUAUUGUGCGCAGUUGUGCUUGUGGUAAUGAUGAAGGGAAUUCAUUUUAAUUGACAUUCCUGCUCCCUCGCUUUCAUUCCGAGUAUUCCUGGUGGAUCCCAUUUUCCUUACCAUUUUAUAAACCAAACUUUGUACCUCUUUAUUCUUGUUUUCUUCAUCUUACUCCUACUAUAUUCAAAACUCAGUCUCAGUAAACAAGCUUCAAGAGAGGACUGUCCCCAGUGACAGAGAAGAGAGUUCUAUUUCUUGAUGGGCAAUCACAAGUUUAGAUUGUCAGAUAUGAUGCCAAAUGCCUGGUUUUACAAGCUCAAAGACAUGAGCAGAAAAACCAGGAAGCAUAACUCCUCUCAUCCCAGUGAAAGAAAACCACCACCCUCCACGACCACCACAGAAUCACAUGAACCGCAGUUCUCACAUCCAAGGUGCUCUUAUUACUCGACAGAAUCCACCAUUGCCGAUAAGUUCUCCAUUUCAUCUAAGCACUCAAAAGCCUCAGAAACUCAUUUCCCUGAUCCACCAAGAAGAUCAUCUAAGAGAAGAACCAACAGAAAAACAAUUUACAAGCCUUCUCCUAGACUUGUCACCUCCUCUGUCUCUGCUGGCUGUAGUUGUCCUGCCACGCUCGAUUCAAUUUGGACUGAGCACAGUCCAUUUCAGUCUCCAACUUACUCAGUCUCCCCUAAUGACAGCCCCACUAUCUCUACCAUCCAUGAAUCUCUUCUUCUAUCUGAUUCAGAGUCUGAAGAAUGGGCUGCUCCUGAUUCAUUUGAGCUACGGUCGUGUUCAAGCUCUUGUAAUUGUGGAGUUUGUUCUUCAUCUACUGAUAUUAUCAUUGAUAUGAACAACGAAUCCUUUACGAGGGAAGUGAAGAAUAUAGAUGGGUUUCAUUCGAUUUCAAAUCUCGACCUUCCUCCAAUUUUGACAAGGCCAAUGAAAUCUGAUCAUAGGACCAUUGAAGCAACCAAGUUUAGAGGCUCAUCUAAACUGGAGGAGAUGGAAACACGCCAGUUGCUAUCUGUCAAAACUGUCAAGAGGGAAAGAAUUAGGACUCAAAAGGAGCAUAAAUCCAAUCCUCUUGUUCGAAGGUCCGCUGCUAAUUCUGCAGGUAUAAGACUUAGAGCCAAUUCUCCAAGACUUGCAAGCAGGAAGAUUCGAGCUCAUGCCAGAAAGAGCGUGUCCUCAAGGAAUAGAAGCCUAUCAGGGAGCUUUGCCAUUGUCAAGUCCUCAGUGGAUCCACAGACAGACUUUAGAGAUUCAAUGGUGGAGAUGAUUGUCGAAAACAAUAUCCGGGCAUCAAAGGAUUUGGAAGACCUACUUGCUUGUUACCUGUCACUCAAUUCUAACGAGUACCACGGUCUCAUUGUGAAGGCGUUUGAACAAAUCUGGCUUGACAUGGCUGGCCUCCGUUUGUAAAGAUAUAAGAUUAUAAAAUGCAAAUUAUGUUGGCAGAA
Molecule: messenger RNA, 1543 nt
Organism: Carya illinoinensis
Lineage: Eukaryota; Viridiplantae; Streptophyta; Magnoliopsida; Fagales; Juglandaceae
Product: transcription repressor OFP4-like
Exons: 1
Coding region: 342-1505 (387 amino acids)
Biological process (GO): negative regulation of DNA-templated transcription
Molecular function (GO): DNA binding
Source: RefSeq, a predicted model, not a curated record